AUGCCCUUCAAACCAUCCGCAACAGAACUGCCAACAGAAGCCCACACAUCAACCAAAUCCCAAUCCCAAUCCCGCUCCCCCCUCGAUGAAACAAAACAUCAACCCCCCAAACAUCUCUACUUCGCCUACGGCUCCAACCUCUCUCCAACACAGAUGAAAUCCCGCUGCACGGUAGACCCAGAAUCAUCCUCCAAACCACUGGCAAUAGCAACCCUCCCGCACUGGCGCUGGUUCAUCUGCGAGGCUGGAUACGCCAAUGUCCUCCCCCCGGCGGGACUGCGUGUCCCGAGUCAGGAUUCCGAUAUUGCGGCUCAGGUUCCUAUUUCGGGACCGGAGGAUUUGGUGUAUGGGGUUCUUUAUUCCAUGGAUCCGGGGGAUGAGGGGAUUCUGGAUACCUAUGAGGGGGUGGAUGUGGAGUCGGACGAGUCCCAGGGGGAGUGGGUUGGGGUGGAUGUUCGGCCUCGGGAACAGGGAGACGGGUCCUAUAAUAAGUGGUAUGUGGAGGCUGCGGUGGUGAAGUGGUUAGAGGGGGACGGGCGUGGAUAUGAAGAAAAGGUGCCGGUUUUGGUUUAUGUGGAUGAGCAGUGCGUGAGGCUUGCGGGGCCUAAGGUUGAAUACAUUGCUAGGAUGAAUAGAGCUAUUCGGGAGUCGACGGGGUUGGGAAUUCCACUGCAGUGGGUGGAUGCGGUUAUGAGGAGGUUCAUUCCAAAGGAUAGAGACUAG
Molecule: messenger RNA, 723 nt
Organism: Penicillium nucicola
Lineage: Eukaryota; Fungi; Ascomycota; Eurotiomycetes; Eurotiales; Aspergillaceae
Product: gamma-glutamylcyclotransferase family protein
Exons: 1
Coding region: 1-723 (240 amino acids)
Molecular function (GO): gamma-glutamylcyclotransferase activity
Source: RefSeq, a predicted model, not a curated record